AUGGCGGAGUACGACCUGACUACUCGCAUCGCGCACUUUUUGGAUCGGCAUCUGGUCUUUCCGCUGCUAGAGUUUCUCUCGGUGAAGGAGAUAUAUAAUGAAAAGGAAUUAUUACAAGGGAAAUUGGAUCUUCUUAGUGAUACCAACAUGGUAGACUUUGCUAUGGAUGUAUACAAAAACCUUUAUUCCGAUGAUAUUCCUCAUGCUUUGAGAGAAAAAAGAACCACAGUUGUUGCACAGCUAAAACAACUGCAGGCAGAGACAGAACCAAUAGUGAAGAUGUUUGAAGAUCCAGAAACUACAAGACAAAUGCAGUCAACCAGGGAUGGUCGGAUGCUAUUUGACUACCUGGCAGACAAGCAUGGUUUUAGGCAAGAAUAUUUAGAUACUCUCUACAGAUAUGCAAAGUUCCAGUAUGAAUGUGGGAAUUACUCAGGAGCAGCAGAAUACCUGUACUUUUUUAGAGUGCUGGUAACAGCCACUGAUCUUCAUUAUUUGUCCACCAUUUGGGGAAAACUGGCCUCUGAAAUCUUAAUGCAGAAUUGGGAUGCAGCCAUGGAAGACCUUACACGAUUAAAAGAGACAAUAGAUAAUAACUCUGUGAGUUCUCCACUCCAGUCUCUUCAGCAGCGAACAUGGCUCAUUCACUGGUCUCUGUUUGUUUUCUUCAACCACCCCAAAGGCCGAGAUAACAUUAUUGACCUCUUUCUUUACCAGCCACAGUAUCUUAAUGCCAUUCAGACAAUGUGUCCACAUAUUCUCCGCUAUUUGACUACAGCAGUCAUAACAAACAAAGAUGUUCGAAAACGCCGGCAGGUGCUCAAAGACCUUGUCAAGGUUAUUCAGCAGGAAUCCUACACAUACAAAGACCCAAUUACAGAGUUUGUUGAAUGCUUAUAUGUUAACUUUGACUUUGAUGGAGCUCAGAAAAAACUAAGAGAAUGUGAAUCAGUGCUUGUGAAUGACUUUUUCUUGGUGGCUUGUCUUGAGGAUUUCAUUGAAAAUGCUCGUCUCUUCAUAUUUGAAACAUUCUGUCGCAUUCAUCAGUGUAUCAGCAUUAACAUGUUGGCAGAUAAACUGAACAUGACCCCAGAAGAAGCUGAAAGGUGGAUUGUGAAUUUGAUUAGAAAUGCAAGACUGGAUGCCAAGAUUGAUUCAAAAUUAGGUCAUGUGGUUAUGGGUAACAAUGCAGUCUCACCUUAUCAGCAAGUGAUUGAAAAGACCAAAAGCCUUUCCUUUAGAAGCCAGAUGUUGGCCAUGAAUAUUGAAAAGAAACUUAAUCAGAACAGUAGGUCAGAGGCUCCCAACUGGGCAACUCAAGACUCUGGCUUCUACUGA
Messenger RNA from Elephantulus edwardii (Cape elephant shrew), 1338 nucleotides. RefSeq names its product eukaryotic translation initiation factor 3, subunit E (gene EIF3E). The coding region runs from base 1 to 1338 and encodes 445 amino acids. Gene Ontology annotation, biological process: translational initiation. Gene Ontology annotation, cellular component: eukaryotic translation initiation factor 3 complex; nucleus; cytoplasm. Lineage: Eukaryota; Metazoa; Chordata; Mammalia; Macroscelidea; Macroscelididae. The record is from RefSeq and is a predicted model, not a curated record. Gene Ontology annotation, molecular function: translation initiation factor activity. The transcript has 15 exons.